Chinchilla lanigera (long-tailed chinchilla) is the source of this 4425-nucleotide messenger RNA. It is a transcript of the gene Jam3, whose product is annotated as junctional adhesion molecule 3. The record is from RefSeq and is a predicted model, not a curated record. Bases 109 to 1254 code for a protein of 381 amino acids. NCBI's taxonomy places the organism in Eukaryota, Metazoa, Chordata, Mammalia, Rodentia, Chinchillidae. The transcript is spliced from 10 exons. Gene Ontology annotation, biological process: cell adhesion; angiogenesis. Gene Ontology annotation, molecular function: protein heterodimerization activity; protein homodimerization activity.
AAGAGAUUCCACAGGCCGGGUCUAGAGCAUCGGUGCAUCCAUGGCAACCAGACUAGACUUCAGCUUUCUCUGUCACCGAGGCGCCGGUUUGGCCGCCGGGUGGUCGCUAUGGUAACCAGAGGCGGGUCGCAGGGUCCCGGCGGGCUGGGCGCAUGCGCGGGGCCGGGGAUCCAGCCGCGCGCCAGUGGCCCCUCAGGUCCGCUCGACAUGGCGCUGUGGCGGCGUCGGCUGCUCGGGCUCCGCUACCUCUGCCUGCUGCUGCUUUUCAGGGGCUGGCAGGUCGAAGAUCAAGGUGAUUCAAUUCCUCAAGCAGCACCUCUUCUUGGCUUGGAGAUGAAGACAGGUGCUGUGUCCUCACUUGGUGGAAGGGGAGAGAGCUCUGGUAUAUCUCUUCGUUGCUGUUUGGUAGGGGCAGUAAAUCUCAAAUCCAGCAACCGGAACCCAGUGGUACAGGAGUUUGACAGUGUGGAAUUGUCUUGUAUUAUUACGGAUUCACAGACCAGUGACCCCAGGAUUGAGUGGAAGAAAAUCCAAGAUGACCAGACCUCAUACGUGUUUUUUGAAAACAAAAUUCAAGGGGACCUGGCAGGCCGUGCAGAAAUAUUGGGGAAAACUUCCCUAAAGAUCUGGAAUGUGACACGGUCAGACGCAGCCCUCUAUCGCUGUGAGGUGGUUGCUCGAAAUGACCGCAAAGAAAUUGAUGAGAUUGCCAUUGAACUAACUGUGCAAGUGAAGCCAGUAACCCCUGUCUGCAGAGUACCAAAGGCUGUCCCUGCAGGCAAGAUGGCGACGCUGCAGUGCCAAGAGAGCGAGGGCCACCCACGACCUCACUACAGCUGGUACCGCAAUGAUGUGCCAUUGCCGACGGACUCCAGAGCCAACCCCAGAUUCCGAAAUUCCUCUUUCCUCUUAAACUCUGAAACAGGCACACUGGUUUUCAGUGCUGUUCACAAGGAGGACUCUGGGCAGUAUUACUGCAUUGCUUCUAAUGAUGCGGGCUCAGCCAGGUGUGAGGAGCAGGAGAUGGAAGUCUAUGACCUGAACAUUGCUGGCAUCAUUGGAGGGGUUCUGGUCGUCCUGGCGGUCCUGGUUCUGAUUACACUGGGCAUCUGCUGUGCAUACAGACGUGGCUACUUCAUCAACAGCAAACAGGAUGGAGAAAGCUACAAGAGCCCAGGGAGACCCGAUGGCGUUAACUACAUCAGGACAGAAGAGGAGGGUGACUUCAGACACAAGUCCUCAUUUGUGAUCUGAGAGCUGGCGGUGUGGCCGAGAGCACAUGCAGAUACCUCUACUACACACUCCUGUCGAGGGCCGCCGUGAGCUGUGCGCACCUGGAUGAAGCCAGACACUCAUGUAGAAGCUUUUUGUUUUGGCCAAAGUUGACUGCUCCUUCUUUCUUAACUCUUUAACAAGCCACAUGAAUAAAGGAACAUUCCUCAAGAUGGCACGGUAACCACCAGGGAAAGAAUGACUCACCAAGUUGAUCCCAUCUGUUGCUGGCCGGGUCCCCAUGUGGGUAGUAAGUGAUCGCAAAGGUCCUGCCCGCAGCAGCUCUCCUGAGCUGCACACUAUGACCUGUACCUGCCACAGGCUGUGCAGCAGCCAGGAUGAGGCUGCCUGCGUGAGGGUGAAGUAGGUGAGGUGACUGAGGCUGCAGCAGCAGUGAGCAGGGUGAGGCUGUGGCCGCAGCCUCCGUCAGUGAGCCCAGAAAAGGGUUUGCAUGUGGGGCUUGUUCCUGGGCCUAACCCUCCUGCACUGUCUGCUUAAAGCUCAUCCAUCUGGGAGAGCUUUCAGGUCUGUGUUUGAAAGAAGCAGACUCGAGGAUAAACGGCUUGCAGAAGAGGGCUCUUCUUCCCCAGGAGCCCUGGGUGUCGGAGUUUGAGGAAACCCUUUUGGUCUUAGGCUAAGUCUCAAACGGUACUGAAAUAUGCUUUUCUAUGGGUCUUGCUUAUUAUAUAACACUUUACAUUCUAAAUUUUUGCUAAAGAUGUAUUUUGAUUAUUGAAAAGAAAAUUUCUAUUUAAACUGUAAAUAUAUUGUCAUACAGUGUUUAAAAACUUAUUUUUUUAAGAGUUCAAUGUAAAGUGGAAGUUCUAAACUACUAGUGUUAAAUUGGAAGAUACCAGUAAUUCUUUUACACAAGAAAUCCUCUCAAGGAGGCUCCUGGAACAUUCAUUCCUUUGUCCAUCCUAGAUUAGCAUUUGCAUACGAAAACUUAGGCCAUCUGUGCAUCAGACCAUGGUUGCUGAAGAAACCUUUAAGUAUUCCCGCUCAGCGGUGUGAACAUCUCUGCGUCUUUCCAAAAGAAAGCCUGGUAACUCGGGUCCUCUUUGAGCUGCCUGUGCCCUGAAACAGGCUGCCCUGCUGGACUCUUGCAGAAGGGCCAGAGCCACCCUUGAGUAGGGUUGGCCCUUUCACAUUUGUAUCCCUGGCCAGAUUGUGUCCCACCCAGUUUGGUCAUAUUGUUCACAUGCCACAGAGUGCUUGAGUGUUGCAUCUGCUGUGUGACACCCCAGCCUUUGGGUUCCUGUGAGACCUUUUGGUUGAGGAUGGUGCACAAAACAAGGCAGCUACUGCUAUUUGUUUUGGGAAUUCUCUUUGUGCAGUGCAUAAGAUUGCCCAGGGCCAAAGGCAAUUCUGAAACCAAAUCUCUGAGCUAUUUUUUAAAGAAAACGGAUGCAGUGGUUCUCUUUCCCCUGAAAAGAGCACCCCGGCACUGCAGGUCCUUUCUCCUCAUAGUAACUCUUGUGUGGUGGCAGCCAGCCUUUGGAAGAUCAGGUGCUACAGCCAGGGUCAAAAGCCUGACGUUGAGGAAAAGAAAACUCCUGCAUCAAAAGCAGUGUUCUAAUUUUGAUUUUGAAAUUUUUAUCUGCCUGACACUGCUCACCUUGCAGGGACAUUAGAAACAUCAUGGAAAAGCCUUUGUUCGUCCAGAGUGGAUGUUCUCAGGCGUAAAUACAUUGCUGCGUCAGAGUCCUGGUGUGGAUGAGGCUCAGAGCAAGAGCUCCUCACAGGAGCAGACUCCAUUGUGUGCAUGGAGCGAGGUUUUCAUGUAGAAUGUAGUCAAGUCACCUUAGGAUUCAGCUUUCAGUGUCUUAAUUUUUUAUACUUUGUUAUUUUUUUAUUGACUACUAGGGAUGUAUUGACUUUUUUACAUGACAUACUGUCAUGUGGGAUGUUGGGCAGGAGCAGCAGGCAGCUCUUCUGUACUCACUCAGAGGUUCCUGUCUUCUUGGGUGUUUGGCUAUCAGAUACCCACGUCCUUUCCACAGCUCUGGGUAGGAAGGGUGGCUCCCCCUCUGCCUUCUACACUGUUGGGAAUCAACACACUGCCUUCUCCCUGGGGUCACGGUGAUAGGGCAGCCCAACCUCUGUUCUUACACCCAGUCUUGUGUACUAGUGCCCUGGGAACUGGGUCUGAGAAGCAGAGGGGUGACACUGCCUGUGAUGCAGAAGUGCAGGGAACGAGCAUUUGUCAGCAUCACUUGUCCAAGGCUGUUCUUCGGGCCUCUGGUAUGACUGUUGCUGUACAUAGGUGUUAUAGACUUGUACUAACACACGUGUAAUUUGGUGUUUGUUAAAAACCUCAUUUAUAAAAGCUUUCAAAACAUCAAACCUUACUGCUUUCUUUGUACUUAGGUUGGGUGUACCACAUCUUCCUAGCAUUUUGUUAGGCAAGUACCCUGGAAAAGUACGGUCCCAGCAUCUUCUGCAGAGAAAUUGGUACCUGCACUGGAGCUAAGCCUGUCCACUCAGAAGCAGCUUGGUGACUCACUGCACCAAUGAUGGGGCCAUCUGCGUCCCUGUUCAUGUAUGGGAGUGCUCGGGCGGAGCACAGUGGCUUUCUGUAUCCUAAAUCCAAUUCCUGCGUGCCUAAACACCGAAACAGCAGCUCCGGGGCUUGCUGGGGUGCGGCUUUGCAGUGGAGCACUUGCCUAGCAUGCCUGAGGCCCUGGGUUCUGUCCCCAGCACCACACACAGAACAUGAAGGGGUACAGAAGAGGACAGUGGGAAGUGGGUAUGAUCCAAAGUAUAUGGUGAUUCCUUAAAUUUACUGCAGUAAAAGACACACUGCUAUUGAACGCCCAUCCUACUAUUGUCACUCAGUGAAGCAGUCCUGGAAGUCCUCUUUUGGUACUGUCCUUACGAGGUGGGAUCAAAAAUACAGUGAAUACUGUGCUCAGUGCAAUCCAAAGGAGAAAAACAGGAUUGUAAAGACCCUGCUAUGUGUCUUCAUCCCUCUUUUUCAUUGAAUCUGGCUCUUCUCCAAAGUCAAAAUCACCACGAAAGAUAACAUUGAAAUAGCCAUGACAGUGUAAUUGAAGAUAGGAGAGAGGAUUUCUGGACCUGCUUCAAAAUGUGGCAAGGACGAUGGGACAAGUGGGUUUGAAGCAGGGGGGGUUAAUAAAGUAGAAAAUUAAA